Halteromyces radiatus is the source of this 516-nucleotide messenger RNA. RefSeq lists its product as uncharacterized. The coding region runs from base 1 to 516 and encodes 171 amino acids. Lineage: Eukaryota; Fungi; Mucoromycota; Mucoromycetes; Mucorales; Cunninghamellaceae. The transcript has 2 exons. The record is from RefSeq and is a predicted model, not a curated record.
AUGUCGUCAGAAAAUAAAAUAAGAAAAGAAAAAUUGUGUAUGAUGAUAAAACUAUUGGCUAUUUGUCUUGCUAUAAUAAUUAACACUACUUUUGCUCAGAUUGAGCCUCAGUACCAUAUAAAAAGCGUAAAGACUGGAACUUUUCUAGUAAAUGAUUCGAUGACAGCUGAUCAACCAUUGCAAUUAGGAGACGCUGUGAGUGCUGUUCCAUGGACAAUUGUACCUCCACCUGGAUCCUCUUCGAUUACGAAUUCUACAAUUUAUGAUGAAGAAACAGGUCUUUAUGCUGGUUUAGAAUCCCCAAUAGUACCAGGUGCAAAGUUAACUGCCGUUAUUGAACCUUAUUAUUUUCUGAUAACUAAUCUAACCUCAUCGCCUGAUUCUUUUAUUCUCUACCCACCAGGCCAAAACUAUUACUGGUUUGCUAAUGCGUCUAUUGGCUCUAACGUCGAAGUUGAGCAUGCAGAAGACAUUAAAGGUGGUGAUCUCUUUUUUGCUUUUGAGUCUACUUCUUAA